AUGUCGGCGAAGAAAAAGCUGGUAUUUGAGUGCCGGAACUGUGGGUGCCAUGUGCUCAGUAAAGAUGAAAUAAAGCAUACGACGAUGUGUCGAGGAGAAUCGGAUCUAGUUGGUUUCGAGAUCGUGUCUCUGAAACCGGCGGGGCGAUUUUUCGCGUCGGUGCAGCACCUAGAUGGAUUUGAGAAAUACUUGCCCGGCGAGACGACUGGAUGGCAAAAAUAUCACACAGUCUUCAUGAGUCGACAAACAAUCGACCUAUGGGGUGUGCAACCGCGACAGCCCUGUUUUCUAGAUGUUGGAGGCGAAAAAACAUUGGUGGUGGUGUGGCAAUGUAACGAGCUAACCAUCCUUCGCAUCGCUUCCCCGUUAGCGCCGAAGGAGCGAAUCGUCGAAUUGCGGCCAGUUUUUGAAUAUACGCCGGUGAACCGGCUGGAAUUGAAAACUACAGAUGGCAACCAAAAAAUUGACCGCCCAUUUCUCAACUUCCUCGAGGUAUACCUGGCAUCUUCAUUUCUUUCGGAAGGCUGCCCCAUAACCCUGCGAUAUUUCGGGAAAAAGUUAACUUUUAGCCCAGUGACCCCGAUAUCUAUUGCCGUUAAUAAUCUGUCUUUGGAUGAGGGCGAGAAAAAGCCAAACGUGAUGAGCGUGGCGCCGUCUUGCUCGAUACUGGUCACUGGUCCUGAGCUAUCGAAAGUUGCAACAACAAAACGGACAGAUCCAUUUGGGGCGAUCGGCGGAUGUACACUAGUGAAGAAUUUAUUACGGAGACUCGUUCUCGAGCCACACAAAAGUAAAACAGACCUCUGCUCGAUUCUUCUAUGGGGAUUGCCGGGCAGCGGGAAAACGCUUUUAUUGAACGCCCUGCAACAGUUACUUGGUGCAGCCGCGAUCAAGGUAAAUACCCUGGAUGAGCUCGUCGAAAAGAGCUCCAUUUUUGCGGCCAACACGAUAUUGUUGGUUGACGUCUCGAUCUAUCCAAAGGAGCAUAAGGCUUAUGGGAUUUUGACUGAUUUGAUGUCAAAUGGACAGAUUGGUUGUGUGAUAUUGACGGCUCGGAGCGCGGAUGAUGUGGAUAUGGGGGUGCGGAUUCGGUUUCCGAGAGAAGUUGAGGUUCCAGUGCCGAAUGAGGCGGAACGAGUCGAUAUUCUGAGGAUUCUGACUGGCGCCGAUGAAGCAGUUGUGUUGGGCGUUGCAAAGGUAACGCACGGCUUUACGGGCAACGAUCUGGCAAGUGUCGUGCGGUUGGCUGCAUUAGAGGAAGGGGAAUUGACUGUCAGACUCGAGAAAGCCCAUCGCGUGGUCCGUCCUACCGGCAUCCGCCAAUUCAUCCUCGAGGUCCCGAACGUCCGCUUCGCAAAUAUUGGAGGAAAUGAAGAACUCAAGUCGGAGAUUCAGCAAGCGGUGAUUUGGCCGCAAACACGCCCGGAACUUUUCGCGGCGUUUGGCAUCGAACCACCGGCUGGAAUCUUGUUAUAUGGACCACCAGGAUGCAGUAAGACGCUGAUCGCGCGGGCGCUUGCCAACGAAUCGGGCAAGAAUUUUUUGGCGAUCAAAGGGCCGGAGCUGUUUAAUAAAUGGGUGGGCGAGAGCGAGAAGGCGGUGAGGGAUCUAUUCGCGAGGGCUCGACAAGUCGCGCCGACGAUCAUCUUCUUUGACGAGAUUGACGCUGUUGGGCAGGCUCGUGGAGCGUCUGGGAGUACUGUCGGGGAUAGGGUAUUGGCUCAGCUCCUGACGGAAUUGGAUGGUCUCGAGAAGCAGUCUGGCGUCAUAUUGCUAGCCGCGACGAAUCGACCUGAUCAAUUGGAUUCAGCGUUGUUACGGCCGGGGAGGCUCGACCGUGCCAUCUACGUGGGCCUUCCUGAUAUGCAGACGCGCAAGGACAUCUUCGAGAUCAACGUCAGCAAGAUGAAGACGAACGGCGUGCUGGACAAGACGCUCAACAUUCCGUCGCUAGUACUAAAGUUGGAAGGUUAUUCGGGAGCGGAGAUUGUGGCCGUCUGUCGGACGGCAGCUAUGAAGGCCAUGCGGGAAGACCAUGAUAAUAAGAUUGUUGAAAUGCGUCAUUUCGAGGAGGCGAUGCGCGCCGUCGUCGCGCGCACUGACAAGAAGCUGCUGGACAUCUACGAGCGGUUCAAGCUGGGAAACGGCCUC
Molecule: messenger RNA, 2151 nt
Organism: Mesorhabditis spiculigera
Lineage: Eukaryota; Metazoa; Nematoda; Chromadorea; Rhabditida; Rhabditidae
Source: the annotation of a GenBank genome assembly